AUGUCCAAGCGGAAGAGGUCGGCCCAAGCAGCGGCCGAGGACUCUCAUGAUCCGCAGCACAAUGCUUUCCUCCCCCAAAAAAGACAUUAUAGACAGCGUGCGCAUGCCAACCCCUUCUCCGACCAUGCCCUUAGCUACCCCUCAUCGCCGCGGGCCUGCAAUUGGGACGCACUCUAUCCGGCCUUUGCUGGCUCUAGCAAGACUCCCGAAUUUGCCGAUGUCGGCUGUGGCUUUGGCGGCCUACUGAUUGCCCUUGCUCCUCUCUUUCCGGAUACUCUGAUACUCGGUUUGGAAAUCCGUGUCCAGGUCUCUCAGUAUGUCCACGAUCGCAUUGCGGCUUUGCGUGCGACAUCGACGCCGUCCGCCGCAACUGCGCAGGCUUCCCCAGGCCCGUAUCAAAACAUAUCCAUUGUUCGUGCAAACUCCAUGAAGUUUAUGCCGAACUACUUCCGAAAGCACUCUCUAUCUGCACUCUUCUUCCUCUUCCCCGACCCACACUUCAAGUCGCGCAAACACAAAGCCCGCAUAAUCUCCCCCACUCUCCUUGCAGAGUACGCGUACGUCCUCCGACCCGGCGGAAUUGUGUAUACAAUCACCGACGUUCACGAUCUGCACGAAUGGAUGAAGGCGCAUUUGAACGCCUUUCCUCUCUUCGAGCCCAUCAGUGAGGAGACCCUGCGAGCGGAAGGUAAGGGUGCCAUUCUUGACGCUGUAUACACCAGCACAGAGGAAGGGAAGAAGGUCGAGAGGAGUCAGGGAGAGAAAUGGUUAGCAUGUUUCAAGAGGGUCGAGAUCAUGCGCGAGUGA
Molecule: messenger RNA, 807 nt
Organism: Laetiporus sulphureus 93-53
Lineage: Eukaryota; Fungi; Basidiomycota; Agaricomycetes; Polyporales; Laetiporaceae
Product: putative methyltransferase
Exons: 3
Coding region: 1-807 (268 amino acids)
Biological process (GO): RNA (guanine-N7)-methylation; tRNA methylation
Cellular component (GO): tRNA methyltransferase complex
Molecular function (GO): tRNA (guanine(46)-N7)-methyltransferase activity
Source: RefSeq, a predicted model, not a curated record